CGCUUUCAUAUUCACCACAGUUUUCUUCUCCGCCAAGAUGUCCAAGCCAUCUUUGACCGGAUAUAUAACGGCGCACAGCCACAGCCGCCUUCACCACAGGAUUAUUUCAGGCUGCUCAUGGUAUUCUCCAUAAGUGCAGUCACGCGGUAUCGAAAGGGCAAAAGCUCGGAACAUCCCUACGGAUACUACCUCACCGCGCAGGAGUACAUGAGCCAGAUAACCCUGAUCGGCAGCGUCGACGCCAUACAAAACCUGCUACUAGUCUGCAGGUUUGGCCAGUACUACCACAUUGGGACAUCCCUCUGGGAGAUCUCGCAGUUCUGCAUGCGCCAGUGCGUGGAGCAGGACCUGCACAAACCUCCGAGGUCAAGGACGGAUCCCCUGCAGGAGCAGCACCGACGGCGCAUCUUUUGGGAAUGCUACAUCUCAGACCGCCACAGCUCGGGGAUACUGGGGAGGCCAUUCGCCAUCGCCGAGGCCGACAUCGCCGCCCAUCUCCCCGUCGACGUCGGCGACGACGCCAUCACCCGCGCGGCGCACGACGGCAAAACCAGCCUCUCCCAGCUGACGUCGCGCGAGCCCACCGCGGCGCCGACCGAAGUCUCCGUCUUCAUCUUCUGCAUCCGCCUGCGCCGCAUCAGCUCCAAGAUCCACUCUGCAUUCUACAGCGGCCGCGGCGUGAGCCCCGUCGACGGCAGCGACUGCUGCACCACCACGACCACCGGCACCGCGACCGCCGCCAGCAUCACCACGUCCGGCCACGUCUACGUCCAGCUGCACCGGUUCCUGGACGAGCUGGCCGCGUGGCGCCGCGACGCGCCCACCUUUUCGUCGCCGCGGUCGCUGUACGAACGCAGCGAGUGGUACGACUUUUUGCUCGAGAAGGACCGGCUGCUCCUGGUGCGCGGCGCCAUCCACCGCGCGCCGCGCCGCUCCCACGACCGGCCCCCCGAGGACCUGCUGGCCAUGUGCCACGGGUGCGCGGCGCGCGUCGUGGAGCUGUACGACGGCAUGCUGCGCGGCGGGCACAUCACCUGGACGAGGGGCUACUUCCAGGUCAUCUUCGCCGCGGGCCUGUCCGUCAUCUACUGCGUGUCGCUGGGCCUGCACCGGAGGGCCGGCGUGGGCGUCGAGGUGCUCGAGACGACGAGGCGCGCGCUGGGCCUGUGCAGCGACAUAUUGAUGGCGUUCAAGAGGGAGAUGCCCGACGCCGGGAGGUUUGCCGUCGUCUUUGGUAUACUCAAGGACCAUCUGCUGCGGGACCACGGGAGCUCGCUGCCUACUGUCGCCUCGACGGGGGCUGCAGCCGGCGCACAGGUGGUUGGUGGUGGUGGUGGUGGUGGUGGUGGCUCCUUGGAACAAGACGGCGCCCACCCCGAGAGUCUGGCGACCGUCGUGGCGACGACCUCGAGCGACGCUGCGGCAGCCGACGGGGGAACCUCGAGUGCAUCGCACGUGCUUCCGCCGGCCGACGUGGCCAUGAUGGACUGGCAGCACCAGCGGCACCACCCGGAGGAUGAAGACCCGUACGCAGCGCAGCAGGCUGGCCAGCAAAGCCUGUUCGACCCGGCGGUUGGCGAGGCGAUGGCCUUUUGCGACGGGGCUUCCUUUGGCACCAUCGACCCCGUCCAAGGGACGUGGCCCGUCCUCACCGACGAGGUCAUGGAGCAGCUCGAGGCCGGCUUGGACGAGUUUGCAUGGGGAUGCAGUGGUAUCGAUGGCUUUUACUAG
This is a messenger RNA of Pyricularia oryzae 70-15, 1731 nucleotides long. RefSeq lists its product as uncharacterized. Gene Ontology annotation, molecular function: zinc ion binding; DNA-binding transcription factor activity, RNA polymerase II-specific; sequence-specific DNA binding. Gene Ontology annotation, biological process: DNA-templated transcription; positive regulation of transcription by RNA polymerase II. The transcript has 2 exons. Lineage: Eukaryota; Fungi; Ascomycota; Sordariomycetes; Magnaporthales; Pyriculariaceae. Bases 118 to 1731 code for a protein of 537 amino acids. The record is from RefSeq and is a predicted model, not a curated record.